UCCCCGUCCCCGCAUCGCCACCGCGCCAUAUCGGCAAAUCUCUGAAGCGGAGCGGGCACAUCGCCUCGAGGCUUGCUUGCCCCCACCUUCCCCCCUUCCACCACCACCACCGAGAGCCGGGAGACAGACACGCCAGCAAAUCCGGACGAGCGACCCCGUCCCGGCCGCGGCAUGGGCUUCCCGGUGGGCUACUCGGAGCUGGUCCUCCCGAAGCAGCUGCUCCACCUCCUCCUCCUGCUGGGGUACAUCCGGCGCUUCCUCCUCUCGGCGUUCCACGCUGUGGGCCUCGGCGACCUGCUGGAUCUCGGGGACGACCACCAGGCGCUGCUGCAGGACCACCACCACGGCGGCGCCCGCGGGCCGCAGCUGGGGCGGGACCACGGCGCGCCGGCGCAGGCGCUGGUGCUGCAGCACCGCCGGCCGGAGUUCCGCGCGGUGCCGGCGAUGGUCAUCGAGGAGGUGCUCCCCGCGGUGCGCUUCGACGAGCUGGCGGCCUGCGUCGGCGGCGACUGCGCGGUCUGCCUCAGCGGCAUCGGCGGCGGCGACGAGGUGCGCCGGCUCAGCAACUGCCGCCACGCCUUCCACCGGGGAUGCCUCGACCGCUGGAUGGAGCACGACCAGCGCACCUGCCCGCUCUGCCGCGCGCCGCUCAUCCCCGACGAGAUGGCCGGCGCGCUCUGGGCCGCCGCCGCCGGCGUGCCCGACGCCUCCGACUUCGACCUGUCCUACUUCGGCGCGCCGCUCACGCCGGUGCCCUCCCCGACGCUGCUGCGGCCGCACGAGCUGCUGCUCAGCGGCCUCGGCGGCUACCAGUGAACUCUCCGCGCCCGCCCGGAAGCGACCGGCCCUGCGGAAUGCGCGGCCGCGGACCGGCUGAAUCGGUCGCCGCCGCCUUCCGCGGGAGGAACAAGGGAGAAGCGCAGCUGCAGCAGCGGAGGCACAGCAGAAGCGGAGGGGCGCCCUUGGCUCGAAUUGUACAUAGGCAAAAUGAGUAAAGCGAUCUUUUCAAAAAAAAAAAAAAAGUAAAGCGACCACCCCCCAAAAAAUGGCUAGGAGAUUAGAUUCCUCUUGUGCAUAGGUAGAUUCCGUCUUCCAAGUUUGUGGAGUUGUGAAUCUUUCCGCGGAUUAAUUUUGUUGAGCUAGGCGGCGUUCCGAUCCAAGAUCUGGGCCCCUUUCCUCCUUCA
Messenger RNA from Panicum virgatum (switchgrass), 1184 nucleotides. RefSeq names its product brassinosteroid-responsive RING protein 1-like. Gene Ontology annotation, molecular function: ubiquitin protein ligase activity; zinc ion binding. Lineage: Eukaryota; Viridiplantae; Streptophyta; Magnoliopsida; Poales; Poaceae. The coding region runs from base 172 to 816 and encodes 214 amino acids. The transcript has a single exon. Gene Ontology annotation, biological process: protein ubiquitination. The record is from RefSeq and is a predicted model, not a curated record.